UUCCCUUAAUUAAUCAUCCCCCAUUUCCUCGAGUCUUUUUCUUUAUUUUAUUGUUACAAAAGUCUUAAUUAACAAAUUAAUUAACCCACGAAGUAAUUUACUAAUUAUCUCUGUUUUGUUCUCGUUUAAACAACAAAAAAAAUGAGGUCAUUUUAUUUUCCUCCAUUGAAACUACUGUAUUCUCCUUUUCUUUCUCCAUUUCUCCUCCUCUUUCCUUUUCACCUCUGUUAGACCCAGGAAGGAAUUUGAUCAGAAUUUCAAAAUAACGUCAAAUUCUAACUUGAGUCUCAGAGAUUUCCAUCUUCUUUUCUUUAUCAUACUUAAUCUCUAUCUUUUCAAAAUUAAGGUGUUUUUUUGUUUGUUAAGAUAGCAUUUUCCCUUUUUAGUUUGUUGAUAAUUCUUCUGGAAUUGGUGUUCUAUUGUGAGUUUCUUGUAUGGGUUGCGUUGUAUCACUCACUAAUAAUACAGUGACAAAGAUUUCAUGUUCAAUUUAAGCAAUUUUUGAUAUGGGAAAUAUGAAAGUGUUCAGUAUGAAUAUUUCAUUUGGUUGUAUUCUGUGUAUAUGAUGAGAUUUUUAAGUUUAAUGGGAAAUUCUUUUGGAUGCUCGGCUUCUGGGGAACGUUUAGUUUCAGCUGCAAGAGAUGGUGAUGUUAUGGAAGCUAAAGCUUUAUUAGAAUAUAAUCCUCGUCUUGCUAGGUAUUCUACUUUUGGUGUUAGAAAUUCUCCUCUUCAUUAUUCUGCUUCCCAAGGUCACAAUGAGAUUGUCUACCUGUUGGUUGAAUCAGGAGUUGAUAUUAACGUCAGGAACUACCGUGGACAGACUGCUUUGAUGCAAGCAUGUCAACAUGGUCACUGGGAGGUUGUUCAAACCCUGAUGCUUUUCGGAGCCAAUAUUCAUAGAGUGGACUAUUUGAAUGGGGGUACAGCACUGCAUUUUGCUGCAUUGAACGGGCAUUCACGAUGCAUUCGUCUCAUUCUUGCCGAUUACAUUCCCAGCAUCCCCAACUUUUGGAGUAUCAUGAGAAAAAGAUGUAGUAAAGAACUUGCAAUAGACUUUGAUGAAGGUGCUCUUCAUGAAAUAAUUAAUACACCCGCAGAUGGGGGUAUUACUGCCCUCCAUAUGGCAGUACUGAAUGGGCAUGUCGAGACCGUCCAUUUGCUGUUGGACUUGGGAGCUCGUGUUUCUGAGGUUACUGUGGAAGACGGAACAACGAUUGACCUAAUUGGGGCAGGUAGCACACCACUUCAUUAUGCUGCAUGUGGCGGAAAUGCACAAUGUUGUCAACUUUUGAUUGCAAGAGGUGCUGACCUGAAUGCUGAAAAUGCCACUGGGUGGACACCCUUGAUGGUUGCUCGUUCGUGGCAUAGAGUGGGUCUUGACGAACUUCUGAGUAAACAGCCAGAAGAACGACUUCAAAUUCCUCCUUCAUCGUAUCUCUCUCUCCCCCUUAUGAGCAUUAUCAAGAUUGCUAGAGAAUGUGGAUGGAAGAACAAUGAUACACAAGCCACAACCAUUGAUCCAUGUGUUGUUUGUUUGGAGAGAGAAUGCACAGUGGCUGCAGAAGGUUGUGAUCAUGAGUUCUGCACACAAUGUGCAUUAUAUCUAUGUUCUACCAACAGCAACUCGACCAUUCCACACAGCCCUCCAGGCUCAAUUGCAUGCCCUCUUUGUCGUCAUGGGAUAGUUUCUUUUGUUAAACUUCCCGGUACAGCUCCAAUCAAUAAAGAGUUUCCGAGAACAAGUUUGUCUUUAACUCUCUGUGCAUGUUCAGGUGAAGCAUCCGACCGUACUUCAAUGUUAGCCCCAUAUUCCAAACCUGACAAUCAUUGCAGCCGGAUAUUACCCCUUUGUGCAUCACCUUCUUUCCGCAAUCUCAGUUGUCAGAGGUUCUCAUCAAUGAAAAUCAACUCAUCUACUUUUUGUAUGGGAGCACCAGAUACUAGUCCUUCAUUAGUUCAUUGUGCUACUGACAGAAGAUUAAGAGAUCAUUUGGGUAGGUGUUCAAGGUCAAAUCUACGAAGAUCUGCAUCUCAAACCGAGAGUCGGAGAUCAUGGUUUUCUUCUUUGCUGGUGGCUGAAUGAAAAACACAAGAGAAACAGCGUGAUAUAUAGAAAAUUCCUAAUUAUCCAUUAUUUUUCGUGUAAGAUUUGUUAUGUCCUUCCGUUACUUGGGACUAAAAUUUGCAUAGAAAAAAAAAGGAUUGGUUGAUUAUUUUGGUGGUUGUACACUGUUGUGAGCUUGUAAAUAUAGUGCCAAGUGAAUGGCUUCCACAGGGAUCAUUUAAGUUGUUAAAUUUCAACAACCUCUAUUGCUUGUUGAUUUGCCAUUCAUUGUAUUGAGAUUCCUGAAAUUGUUUUCUGCUGCCAAA
Molecule: messenger RNA, 2370 nt
Organism: Papaver somniferum (opium poppy)
Lineage: Eukaryota; Viridiplantae; Streptophyta; Magnoliopsida; Ranunculales; Papaveraceae
Product: probable E3 ubiquitin-protein ligase XBOS32
Exons: 10
Coding region: 563-2083 (506 amino acids)
Cellular component (GO): cytoplasm; nucleus
Molecular function (GO): protein binding
Source: RefSeq, a predicted model, not a curated record